This is a messenger RNA of Durusdinium trenchii, 724 nucleotides long. The record is from the annotation of a GenBank genome assembly. NCBI's taxonomy places the organism in Eukaryota, Dinophyceae, Suessiales, Symbiodiniaceae.
CCGUCCCACACCGCAUCACACCGCCGUCUGUCCGUUCUCCCGGCGGAAAAAAAGCGCCCAUGUAUCGGCCGCCCUCACGACCUAAGACGGCUCCAGCGAAUGUGAACGGGCAUCGCUUUCGUGAGCGGGACAAGACGAAAGAGAGGCAGAUCUCAUCGCGCGAGUUUGGAGUCCAUUAUGAGACCGAGAAGCAGCGAGUGCUGCGGCGCGAGGCGGAACUUCACGGCUUGAUGUUGGAGCGCGAUGCUUGGCCUCCCAAUCAACAUGCGCCUUUGCAUCUGACUCCCAGAGAUACACGCUGCAAUACCACUUUGAAGACCAGAGACACCAAGCUCAAGCCCGUGGUGGACACCAUCGGGGAGUAUUGGGUGAGUGAAAUCCGCUUGCCCUAUUCCCCUGGCUACCCCGAGCUACGUCCCAAGCCCAACACCACGGGGCUCGGGACACCACGGGAAGCCUUCUGCGCAGUGAAGCAGGGGCGAUUUUUAGUGAAAGAAUCACCGCGGCCCAUCUUUGUCCAGGAGCCGUGGGCAGAUCGAGCACACGCCGAAUGGUGGAAGGACCAGCGCUGAAGGAAACGCGGUUUCACCUCCCUGGAAGUGUAAAAGACACGGACGUCGGGAGCUGCUUUGAGCGGCCAAAAAGGACAGACGACAAGAACAUACGGGAGAUGGCACAGUCAUCGGCUCAUGCUGGCACAGUGUGGCACAGUGAGCAACCAAAG